Didymodactylos carnosus is the source of this 1470-nucleotide messenger RNA. NCBI's taxonomy places the organism in Eukaryota, Metazoa, Rotifera, Eurotatoria, Philodinida, Philodinidae. The record is from the annotation of a GenBank genome assembly.
AUGGGUAAACAUCAGUUGAAGGAACAUGAUUAUGCUUCCAAAUAUCCAUUGUUCAACCCUCCAGAACAUGAAUUUGAACAGCAUCAUAUUACUUAUAAUACAUCGAUCCAAACUCUCAAUCAACUCAUCCACAUCGCCAUCCACACACAGCUUUAUACGCUCGACACUGAAUCUGUAUUACGCCGUUAUCAACACAACGAGCCAGCUCUCAUUCAGAUUCAACUCAUCCGUCCUCACCAUCUAUCAACUAUCCUUCUGGUUGAAGUGCAACAUCUUCCUCCCAUUCAUUCUGAAGAAUUCGGAAAAAUUCAAGAUUUAUUUUCGGCUAUUCUUGUGGGAAAAAAUACAAUAUACGUUUGGGGAGAAUUAUCUGAAUUAGAUUCAUUUGUUAAAUUUGGACUGUUUUCGCAUCAACAACUGUUACUCCCUGAAGCCAUUAAUCAACAAAACGAAUUCAAACUCUUCUGGCAAUCGGCACAUCCCCAUCAACCUUCAGCUUCGGCUGAUUGUAGGUGUGAACAAUGUCUGCUCGACAAAUUAGACGGGGAAACAUGGAGUCUUCAAGAUGCUAUGGCACACACAUUAGAAGUUUGGCUCGAUAAACGUCUUACCAUUGCUCCGUUCGACAUAGGGCUGGACUUAUCAUUACAACACAACAAUAACAGUCAGCAAGAAUUUCGAUACCAAAUGAUACGUUAUGUGAGAAAUGAUUGUCUUGCAAUGGAAAAAUUAAUGGAAUUCAUGGAAUCUAAUUCACAGCAGCAAACAAAAUUUACUUGUGUCAUUCCUCCGGUGUUUCCCGAAUCAACAUCAUCAUGCAUCGAACAAACCCCAACAGUUCUCGUUGAAGAUGAAGUCAUCAUAUCGGUCGAUGAAGAUAUCAACUUAAACGUACCGUCGGUGUCUUCUCUAGAGAAGACGAUUCGUCCAUCAAUAGAUUCGCAACCGUCACUAGUCUUCACCGCAGUCGAAAAUCCUCCUAAAUCAACAAUGACGGCGGAAGCAAAAAGAUCAAAAAACCGACGUAAAACUUUGAAAUGCCGUCGAAAACAAUUUUUGUCUCAACUUGCACGUCAUGAUAUUUAUCAUGGCUUUACAGUUGAAAAAGUUCGAGAUGUACUAGAUAGAGCGGACAUUAAAUAUACAAAAAUUUUUAAGACACCAUUAGUACCCGCUCCCAAUCGUCAACAUCAUGUAUUUAUUGGCCUCCAAGAAGGUCAAGAUCGCGAAGAACUUGAGCGUCGAACAAAAAACUGGUUUACCGAAUCACAUUUUAAUCGACUGUAUUUCCCUCAUCGUCGCACACCUUCACCAUCACUACAUCGAGAUCAGGGUCGGUCCAAGAGGUCCGACCAUUAUUCUCCGCUUCAUUCACAACAAAGAAGAACCUCAACUCCGCCUCAUCAUCAUCGUACAAGAGCACCACCACCCAAUCCACAACAUUACAAAUAUCAUCAACGUCGCCGGUGA